AGACAAUAUACCUUGACUAUUUCAUUUCUUCUUCCCUCAAUUGAUCAAAAUCCGAAUAAUCUUCCUGAAUCGAAAUACAAUAUACUCCAUAAUCAUAAGACACAUAUUUACUUUAUUGUCAUCUUCACUGACAUUUGUUUCUUUCAUUUAUUUUUUACCCCUCUAAUCGAACAUUUACCUAAUACUAAUAUUGCUAAUCUAUUUUUUCAACAACAUUUUGUUAAUGUAAUUGCGCCUUAUUGUUAAUUUGCUAUAUUAUAUUAUUAUUCAGGAUAACUUAUUAUAUUAUAACUAAUUUUUAACUUAAGUGGCAUCAUUGUGCUCAAGACUCAAGAGGCACGGUAUAUAAACCGGGGAGAGAUCAGAUGUAGCGUUUUUUUUUUAAUAUUAAAUUUAUAACUCCCGGUUCCAAUAGAAACCAAGAUACGCUAACGUGCGCCUCCCUCUCUCUCUCUUCCCCGCCCGCACAAAAUCCAUACUGAGACGCCAACCCUUUCACAGUGUUUCCCUCUUUUUGAUUUCCCCCUUACGGCUCUUUCAAUCACUCCUCUUGUUGUCUUCGCACGAGCAGCAGUCAGUGAGGUAAGUCUAUUCCGGCCUCCGUUUUCAACUUUCGUCUUCUCUCCUCUGUCGCACGGCGUCUCUGUAAUAUCGGCUGGUUUUGCUUCAAUUGAAUUAAUUCCUCGGGCAGGAAGGUAGAGGAAGGAGACUGGAGAGGCACUUGCAGCAUUGGAGCUUUGCUCAUUCAAGUGGAAAUUUUGCGUCUCGUAGCUUUUGGAUUCCGCCUCAAUUGAAUUAUCAGUAGCUUGAUUUAUUUCGUUGCUCUUAGUUUUUGGCGAAUCGGGAAUUGGAGGACGAAGCGGAAAGCAGCAGGAUUAUGCGUUUGAUUCGUCAGUAGGAGGUUGCUCUUAUUAGGUUAGGAGCUGGAAUCUUUUGGGUGAUGGGAAGAUGGGAGUUGAUGAUUUGUCGAAGAAUUCCGUGCUUGUUGAAGCUAACCUAGGGUUGAAGGAAGGAUUGUGCGAGGGAGCAUCGAGUGCUAGGGCUGGAAGGAUGGGGAGUGAGGAGAAGAAGUCUGGUGCGAAGAAGAGGCUGAAGGCGGUCGAAUUUGUGGUGGAUUCUGAUGACGAUGAGCCAAUUGGGAGUUUGUUGAAGACGAGGAGACCCAAGAACCCUAGGAAGGGUAAAGCAGUUUCCGGCAGGGUUUCCAAAGUAGGGAAAGUGGUUUCCGUGGAUGACGAUUCGGGGGGAAUGGAUGAUACCUUAGCUAGUUUUAGGAAGAAGUUGAAAGGUCCUAAAAAGGAUGUUGGAUCUGUUGCAGGUGUUCGAGAACCUUCUGGUCACAGCAAUAACUUACAUGAUGGUGGCAAUCAGGCUUAUGACCAUUGUCUAGCUUUAGUUUCCCCUAAAAAAGAAGCAACUAAAACACCUGAUGGUAGCUCAACCCCGGUCAGUGAAACAGAUCAGGAAGUUCAUGAAUCUGGAUUUGAUCUCCAGGUGAGCUGCAGAGAGAAUCCUCCAGAAACAGAUGUUGAUCCUCCCAACUCCACUGCACCCAUUCAAAAGGGGAGUCCUGUACUGCAACAAAAUGAACUUUCCCAUGAUGCAAGCAAGCAAACUUGCAUUUCAGGCCAUGAACGUUCUUUCGUCAAUGAAGAGGCUAAUGGAGCCUCUCCCGCGUCUGUAGCAGCAGAGGAAAAUUGUAGUUUCAGAGAUGAUAUAGUUUCUGUUCCAGAUUCUGAAAUCAAAGAUGGCAAACUAGCUGCUAUGCAGCGAGUUGUGCGUCACCCAAAAAAGCGUAGGCAUGAAGACAUGGCUUAUGAAGGGGAUGUGGAUUGGGAAGUCCUAAUAAAUGGGCAGAGAUUUCUGGAUGAGGAAGUUGUGGACAGUGAACGAUCUUGUAAAAUCAGAGAGAAGUCUGAUUCCUCUUCAGUUAGUGCUUCCGAGGCUGAGAAUGGUGGAGCAGCCGCUGUGUCUGCUGGACUGAAAUUGCGUGCGGCUGGUCCAGUUGAGAAGAUAAAGUUCAAAGAUGUCUUGAAGCGCAAGGGUGGCCUCCAAGAAUAUUUAGAGUGCAGGAAUCAGAUCUUAACUCUUUGGAGCAGAGAUGUUACCCGGAUAUUGCCACUUUCUGAAUGUGGUGUCUCGGGUACCCCUUCGGAGGGUGAGCCUCAACACACUUCAUUGAUUAGAGAAGUCUAUUCGUUUCUUGACCAGAGUGGAUACAUAAAUGUUGGCAUUGCUUAUGAAAAAGAGAAAGCAGAACCUGGUGCUGAGCAUAAUUAUAAGCUUUGUGGAGGGAAAGGUCUCGGAGGAAGUCCUGGCACCUCGGUUGCUGACAUGGAGGAUGGAGUCUCCUUUAUUCUCGGUCAGGUCAAGACUCACCAGACUUCAAUUGAGGUUAAGGGUAGAGUUAUGAAAGAUGUCGAAAACCAAGAGUCACAAGCCACAAAACACGGAGAGUUUAAUGCAUCCAAGGCAUUGAAGUCAUCUAAUGCGCCAAAUCCUGAAGAGUUUCUAUCUGCUGAUAUUCAGCACACUGCUGAACCAAAAUCAUCCGAUUUAGUCUCUGUUAUAACUCCUCAGUUAAGGGAUGAGCAGCAGAGUGUUCUAUCAUCCUCUCACAAUGAUUUAGAAGGGAACCACUAUAUGACAUGUGAUUCUCAAAAUAAAAAAAGAAUCUUAGUUAUUGGUGCUGGUCCUGCUGGAUUAACAGCUGCACGCCAUUUGCAGCGGCAGGGUUUUUAUGUAACUGUUCUUGAGGCAAGGAGUAGGGUCGGAGGCCGUGUUUAUACAGAUCGCACGUCCUUUUCUGUUCCAGUGGAUCUUGGGGCUAGCAUUAUUACUGGUGUUGAAGCAGAUGUUGCAACUGAGAGGAGACCAGACCCUUCCUCUUUGAUCUGUGCUCAGUUGGGCCUUGAGUUGACCGUUCUGAACAGUGAUUGUCCACUUUAUGACAUAGUAACAGGAGAAAAAGUGCCUAGCGAUCUGGAUGAAGCGUUGGAGUCAGAAUUCAAUGGUCUCUUAGAUGAUAUGGUAUUACUAAUUGCUCAGAAGGGAGAACAUGCUCUGAAAAUGUCUUUGGAGGAUGGAUUAGAAUAUGCCCUUAAGAAACGGCGCUUAGCACAACCGAAGUCUGAUAUCAAUGCAACUGAUUUUUCAUAUGUCUCCACACCAUGUAAUACUGAAGGAGUUCCCCAGAAAAGUUGUAGGGAGGAAGUUUUGAGUGCCCCUGAGAGAAGGGUUAUGGAUUGGCAUUUUGCUAAUUUGGAGUAUGGCUGUGCUGCUUUGCUCAAGCAAGUGUCACUGCCGCAUUGGAAUCAGGAUGAUGUAUAUGGAGGAUUUGGAGGAGCUCAUUGUAUGAUUAAGGGGGGCUACAGUAAUGUUGUUGAGUCUCUUGCAGAAGGGCUGGUUAUUCACUUGAAUCAUGUUGUUAGUGAGAUUUCAUACGGCCCUAAGGACACUGGUGGAGAUGAUCGCAUAGUGAAGGUUUCUACAUCAAAUGGAAGAGAGUUCUGUGGAGAUGCUGUCCUUGUUACUGUGCCACUCGGGUGCCUGAAAGCAGAAAGCAUCAAGUUUUCCCCUUCUUUACCUCAAUGGAAACAGUCCUCCAUUCAGAGACUUGGUUAUGGAGUUCUAAAUAAAGUAGUUUUGGAGUUUGAACGAGUUUUUUGGGAUGAUUCGGUGGAUUACUUUGGAACGACAGCCGAGGACACAGAUUGUAGGGGGCAUUGCUUUAUGUUCUGGAAUCUAAGGAAAACUGUGGGAGCUCCGGUUCUUAUUGCUUUGGUUGUUGGCAAGGCUGCUAUUGAUGGCCAAAGCAUGAACUCAUCUGAUCAUGUCAGUCAUGCAUUGAAGUCCCUUCGUAAACUUUUUGGGGAAAAUUUAGUCCCAGAUCCAGUUGCUUCAGCGGUGACCGAUUGGGGUGGAGAUCCUUUUAGCUAUGGUGCUUACUCUUAUGUUGCCAUAGGUUCAUCUGGAGAAGACUAUGAUACAUUAGGCAGACCUGUCGAGAACUGCCUAUUCUUCGCUGGUGAAGCUACCUGCAAGCAGUAUCCUGACACAGUUGGUGGUGCUAUGAUGAGUGGCCUUCGGGAGGCAGUGCGGAUAAUUGAUAUAAUGAGUACUGGGAAUGAUUACACUGCUGAGGCAGAGGCAUUGGAGGCUGCCAAGAGACGGUUGGAGCUUGAGAGGGAUGAAGUUAGGGACAUAAUGCAGAGACUCGAAGCUAUGGAGCUUUAUACCGUUUUCUCCAAGAGUUCUGUGGCCUUACUGCAGGAGAUGUUUUUUGCUGCAAAAACCACUGCAGGACGGCUGCAUCUUGCCAAGAAGUUGUUGAGUCUUCCUACUGAAACCUUGAAGUCCUUUGCUGGUACCAAAAAAGGGUUAUCCACUCUAAACUCAUGGAUACUGGACUCUAUGGGGAAGGAUGGUACUCAACUUUUACGCCAUUGUGUUCGAAUUCUUGUGCUUGUAUCAACAGAUUUACUUGCAGUGCGUUUGUCAGGCAUAGGGAAGACGGUGAGAGAAAAAGUAUGCGUACAUACCAGCCGUGAUAUACGUGCUAUAGCAAGUCAGCUAGUAAGCGUCUGGCUUGAAGUGUUCCGGAGGCAGAAAGCUUCAAAUCGUUUGAAGUUAUCUAGGCAAGCUUCAGUACUUGAUUCUUCAAAGAGAAAAUCUGUAUUUAAUAUGCUUUCGGGGAAGCCACCUCUCCGUAGUCAUCAAAGUGCUUUGGAAAAUAGAGGGAGCUUGCACUUUCCUGCACCCACUGCCAGUCCAUGUCUGAAGAAUGUGAAUGGUGAGUUGGUUAAUCAGGGAAAUAAAGAUUUGGGAUUUGAAUCGAGGUCCCAAGAUUCUGUUAGCAUAGUGGGGACUGAGAUGAAAGAGCAAAGUAAAGUUGCUAUGUCUGAGGAAGAAAAGGCAGCAUUUGCUGCUGCUGAGGCAGCACAAGCUGCAGCUCGUGCAGCUGCUGAGGCUUAUGCCAAGUGCAACACGAUGAUGCAGCUUCCUAAGAUACCCUCAUUUCAUAAGUUUGCUAGGCGGGAACAAUACCCGCAAAUGGAUGAAUUCGAUCCCAGGAAAAAAUGGUCUGGUGGCGUCAUGGGAGGCCAAGAUUGUACAUCUGAAAUCGACUCUAGGAAUUGCAGAGUUAGGGACUGGUCAGUUGAUUUCUCCGCUAACUUCAACAAUUCCAGAAUGUCAAUUGAUAACCUGUCUCAGCGAAGCCAUUCCAAUGAGAUAGCAUCCCGUAUGAACUUGAGAGAGCAGUCUGGAGAAAGUGUAGCCAAUGACAGCAGUCUUUAUACGAAAGCAUGGGUUGAUACUGCUGAUGUUGGGGCUAUCAAGGGUUAUCAAGCCAUCGAGAGAUGGCAAUGUCAAGCAGCUGCCGCUGAUUCUGAAUUGAACCAUUCAGAUAUGCAUGUAAUUGAUGAAGAGGACUCUAAUACAAGUUCAAGACCUCCAGCCUGCACAAAUGAUAGACGUGCAAAUGAGAGCUCCAUCUCACAAGUUACUGUAAACAAAGAGACAUUAAAGAGCCAUUCUCGAGGUGCAGACCGUAUCAAACAAGCUGUUGUGGAUUUUGUUGCAUCAGUACUCAUGCCUGUGUAUAAGGCACGGAAGAUUGAUAGGGAUGGGUACAAGACAAUAAUGAAAAAGUGUGCUACCAAGGUCAUGGAGCGGGCUACUGAUGCGGAGAAAGCGAUGUCUGUGUCCGAGUUUCUUGAUUCCAAGCGCAAGAAUAAGAUUCGAGCUUUUGUUGAUAAAUUGAUGGAGAGGCAAAUGGAAACAAAGCCAGCUGAUAAACUAUGACACCCUUUGGCGAUGGUCGGUACUUCAGAGGUUUGGUCAGCCAGGGUGACUCAUUUGCUGCAUCAAUUCAACUGCAAAGGGUGGUGUUGGUGGCAGAAUUCAUCGAUCUAAAUUCCAGACCAGUGCCUUCAUGAAGACUGUAUGAUGGAGAGACUUUCAAGGUGCUGAGAAAUGGGAUGCCUUUUUGUGGCCUUCUGAGUCUCAAAUGCAAUAUUGAGGAUCGAUUAAUUUUGGCUCUCAGCGUCCUUACAAAAGCCCUCUGAAUGCUGCAACAGGGAACACUGAGGAGGUCAAACAUCGGUUGUAGCUCUCUUGCUCAUGGACUAUAAGGAUUUUGCAUGUACAAAACUGCUUGGUUCAAGAGUUGUCAUUGAUCAGCAUUUUGCUUGAACGGGUGAAGGAUCACACCAGACCUUAUUGUCCAGGGACUACCAUAGCUGCUAGAUUACCUUUUACUGACUUGAUUUUGAUGCAUGUAUAGUCUUUUAGGAUUGUUUUAGUGGUGAGAAGCAUGACAAUGACUGUCUUCCCCUCAGAAAAGUCUUUAACAGUAUCAUCCUGAUUUUUCAAGCGAUCAAUUGCUAACUCUCUUUUCUAUUCUCUUAAAGUCAACUUCCAAUCCAUACAUUCAUGGAAGCCCUUCCAAAGAAUUAUCUGUUCCUUUUCUCUUACCAUUUCAUUCUCUGUAUUGUUGCUCAACAGAUAAGUACAGUUACAAUCUAUUGGUAUCUGUGGGAAACUGAUAACAAGUGACCCUCAAGGCAUAGUUGAGGAUCUCAGGAAUGAUAUAUCAAGUAAUCCGUCUGAGGAAUCUACAGGGUGAAAGCAUUUCUGGUAUUUGUUUCAUAGUUGAUCCUUCCUAUGAUACAUUAGUUCAUCUACUGGGUGAGAGCAUUUCUGGUAUUUGUUUCACAGUUGAUCCUUCCCAGGAUACAUUAGUUCAUGGUAUUUACUAAUGUUUCUCCUUCAUGUCCAGGGAAGGUAAGACUUGAAUGAAAGGGAUCAGCACUUUUGUUUCUCAGUUCCUGUCUUCCUUUUCAUUUCAUCAAUUAGCUUCCCCAUUGAAUGUAUCAAAAUCUUGCUGCAUUUACUUCUGUGCAUGUCAAAUCUGUCAAAUUGCUCUUGACAUAUAUUGUUAGCAGUUGGCUGCAGAUUUUACAUUCCUACAUUUUGAUCAACCAUGAUAGAACAUUUGGAACAAGGAUGAAGAUCAGCUUUCAGCAUGUCUAACAAAAUGCUUUGGUUCGUUCUUGGAAUCACUCACGUCCCUUUUAUUCUUGAUGCCGAGUAUUUUGUUGCCAGAUGUGGUUCUUGAGUCUACUGCUCCUGUUCUAUUCUGGUUAGAAAGUAGCUUUUUUUGGGUACCUAAAUCUCACCGCUCUCUUGUCAGGUUGCUGGUUAAUGGCUCUCAAGAAAGAGUUCACUUAUAUGUGUUAAGUUCUUGAGGCGUUCCUUUUGCAUGCUAGUUAAACUUGCCUUCCCAAUUCAAUAUAUCAAAAGCUUCAUUAGACUUUACAGAACCAUGGGGACAAGUGCUUGUGAUUGGUCAUAUGAAAGCUUCAGCUUUCAGGUACCACUCCUGACACUGUCCAUUGUGUUUCAAAACUAUUGUUAGUAGUUGGCUGAAGAUUCUUACAUAAACUUUGUGCUUUGAUCAUACAGGACAGAACCUAAGAUGAAUGAGGAAGAGCAGCUCGGAAUGUAAUGUCGGCGAUAUGCUUUCCUUCUCUCUUCGAAUCAUUCGCCUUUCUUUGUAAUAGAAAUGUCAAGCAUUUCGCCAGCCUGCUACCAUGUUAUCUACGCAUUGUAGUCUUGCUCAGAAUUGUAACUAGCUGGCCAGGAAGCUUUGAUUCGUCGCUGAUGACAAUGGAUUAGUAGAGAAAGGGGUUGCAGCUUUUAGUUAGUUUGUGCUUCUUAUGCUUUUGUUAUCCCAACUCUGUUUCCUGAAUCUACCCCGGCUGCUUUGUUCUUGUCAGGGAAAAUGUUCAGUUGUUGAGCUUAAAAUUGUCAUUUGCUUUCGUUAUCAGUUGCUUAGACCUUUGUCACCCCUUUUGUCCUUCACUAGAUAACUUGUCUUCUAUGAUACUAAAUACGUAUAUGUACAGAUGCUCCGUAUUUUCAUUGCUCGGAACGCAAGACAAGAGGUUCGAGCUGCAGCUCGACUGUUGUUGCCGUGACACCAAUAUCAGGUAUGCAGGGCGGACCAGAAACCAAGCAUGCCAACCACAUUUUGGCUUUUCCAGUCCUACAUUACAUUGUAGAGAGUAGGAGGUUAGGAAUUAGGACCAUACAUUUUAAAUAGAAAACUUAAGGGAUACAUAGUACAAGAAUGUGGUCUCCAUCUCCAAAUCAAACAAAAAAGUACAAAGAUAACA
This is a messenger RNA of Linum trigynum, 8180 nucleotides long. The record is from the annotation of a GenBank genome assembly. NCBI's taxonomy places the organism in Eukaryota, Viridiplantae, Streptophyta, Magnoliopsida, Malpighiales, Linaceae.